This is a messenger RNA of Coccidioides immitis RS, 944 nucleotides long. Its product is annotated as dienelactone hydrolase. NCBI's taxonomy places the organism in Eukaryota, Fungi, Ascomycota, Eurotiomycetes, Onygenales, Onygenaceae. The record is from RefSeq and is a predicted model, not a curated record. Gene Ontology annotation, molecular function: hydrolase activity. The coding region runs from base 129 to 944 and encodes 271 amino acids. The transcript has 6 exons.
CAGGCCUGCGCAAUUGUUGCUUGUUUUGCUCUUUGAAUCUUUAUUAAUAUUGACAGUCUUUUCAGGUGUCAAGGCCACAACAACAUUAGUUAACUGCAUUUGUGCAAAAGCGCUCCAGGGAAACAAAAAUGCUGAUCCAAGAGUCACACUAUGAUGUCAAAACUUCCGCUGCGGGGGAGGGGAGCAUGAGAAUAUAUGUGUUUCAUCCCACGAUUCCCGGAUACCCAAAGGCAAAAUUUCCUGGCGUGGUUGUGUUCAGCGAAAUUUACCAAGUGACCGGACCUGUCACCCGCUUCGCACGCAUGAUAGCUGGCCACGGGUAUAUCUGCGCAGCGCCAUCGAGCUACCAUGAAUUUACCGGUCCAGAGCCACUAAAAUACGAUGCGACGGAUACCGAUAAGGGCAAUGCAUGGAAGAUCACCAAAAAACUUACAGCUUAUGAUGAAGACGCAAAGCUCAGUGUCGACUAUCUGCUGUCACUCCCCACGUGCAAUGGCCGCGUUGGGGCGACUGGAAUGUGCCUCGGCGGGCAUCUGGCGUACCGCUGCGCGCUGGACGAACGGGUUAAAGCUGCGGUGUGCUUCUUUGCGACUGACAUACACAGCAAAACCCUCGGCAAGGGAAAGAAUGACGAUAGCCUGCAGAGAGCGGGCGAUAUCAAAGGCGAAUUGGUCAUGAUCUUUGGUAAAAAUGACACACACGUCCCGCCAGCCGGUAGGGACUUGAUUCGGCAGACGCUUCAUGAGAAAGGAGUUUGCUUCAGCUUUUACGAAGCUGCAUGGGCUCAGCACGCGUUCAUCAGAGACGAGCUAAGCAAGGGCCGGUACGACCCUGCGUUAACAAAAGUUUGCGUCGAGAUGAUGUUUGAAGUGUUUGGGCGUACUCUCAUGGUUGAGCUUGGAGACACUGACGGGAAAAGCCUCCAGGUGGAGGAUGUCUGCUAG